UCCCUUCCACAAACUCCAUCAUGUUUACUUCCCCCUCCAUCAUGUUUGCGCUGCUCAGCUUCCUCGCUGGCGCCAAUGCGUGUAUACAGUGCCCAGCCACAAUGAGGGUCGGCGGUGGUGUCAAUAAACUACGCGAUACCAACAUACAUGACCAGUUCACAUAUUGCAACUACGAUCAUGUCCCGCUCUACGCUUCCAAUGUUUACUGUAUGUACAACACCGUAAGUGCUUUCUAGGUAUUGCGCCCCCUCAUUGUUUUCGGUUUACAUGCUAGCGAUCAUAUCAGGAUAACGGAAAGUUGGUGGAUCAUUCUGAGUACUACUUUUUGUCCGGCUGCACUAACUGUGAAGGAUCACUGCUGAACUGUGAUGUAAAGAGGUGGGGGAGACGAUACACCCAAAAGGAGGAGCAAUGUUCGUUUGCAGACAGCCGUGUGUAUGCCAGUACUUAGAUCAAGUCAUCUGUUACGAAAAUUGCGCUUUCCUUCUUGAC
Suillus paluster is the source of this 492-nucleotide messenger RNA. RefSeq lists its product as uncharacterized. The transcript has 2 exons. The coding region runs from base 21 to 236 and encodes 71 amino acids. The record is from RefSeq and is a predicted model, not a curated record. Lineage: Eukaryota; Fungi; Basidiomycota; Agaricomycetes; Boletales; Suillaceae.